CUUGCAUUUGGGCCUUACUUCUUCAAACUGCGCUCGCCGUCGCCGGUGCUCAGGAGGACCUGAAGAGCACGACUUCCGGGGGGCCACCGUCCUGACAAAGAGUCGAUCGGACUCCGAAGCCAUUGCAAUAGCAGGGUGUAUCGAAUCAGAGUGUGCGACGCUGAAUAAAGUACAAUCGGCCUCGGCUCUUUCUCUCGAUUCUUGAACUAAUCGUUCCCGCCGCCCGCAGUCUUGACCCUCAAAAUUUCGGACUUUUAGCUGAGCAUGCAUUCACGAACACAACCACAGCAGCCGAAGCCUUUGUGGGUCGUUGUUGACGCUGAGGAUCAGUUAAAGGGAGGAGGGAACCCAAAAGAGAAAUCCAGUCUUUUGUGGCGUUUGUAUUGUGAUUGUUGCAGGUGGGCGAGUCUUAUGUGAUGAGCGGUGUUGUUCAAUCCAGAGAAUGGUGGGGGGAUUGUCGACAAGGUUGCUGAACAUUUGCAUAGCUUCUGUGUGUAAAACCCAGCAACUGCAGAGAGCUGAAGUCCUCCUAAUAGACGCCAUAAGGUUAGGAGUGCUGCCGAAUGUGGUGACUUACAAUACUCUCCUCGAUGCCUACUGUCGUUUCGUUAGCAUGGAUGCGGCUCUUGCCGUUAUUCAUCGAAUGAGGGAAGCCGGGAUAAGCCCAGAUGUGAUUACUUACAAUUCGUUGGUCGCUUGUUCCACCAGGAAGCGGUCUUUAUCGGUGACCCUCGACCUGUUCGACGAAAUGCUUAAUUUAAGUAUACAUCCCGACCGGUGGAGCUACAACACGUUGAUGCACUGCUUUUUCAGGCUGGGAAAGCCGGACGAAGCUUACAAGGUGUUCCAGAAUCUUGUGCUCAGCGAGCUCACUCCUGGUCAAGACACAUUUAACAUCCUGAUCAACGGGCUGUGCAAGAAUGGGUUUGUUAUUCAUGGCCUCGUGCUGUUUAGAAAUUUACAGCGGCAUGGAGUUGUUCCAGAUCUGGUCACGUACAAUCUUCUUAUUGAUGGGCUCUGCAAAGCGGGGCGAUGGAAAGCUGCGAAGGCAAUGUUGAUGGAGCUUUUGGAAACAGAUGAAAAUCCUAAUGCCAUAACCUACACAACAGUCGUGAAAUGUUGCUUUAAGGUUAGGAAGUACGAACAAGGGCUUGAGAUCUUCUUGCGGAUGGCAAAUCAAGGUCAUACUUUUGAUGGCUUUGGUUACUGUACAGCAGUUGGCGGUUUAAUUAAGAUUGGUAAGAUAGAGGAGGCGAAUCAAUGGAUGGAUCGGAUGGUGAAAAAUGGAAUAGGGCUUGACUUGGUAUCCUUCAAUACCCUGCUUAAUCUGCGAUGCAGGGAAGGUAGGCUGGACGCUGCCAACACAGUAGUGAAGGAACUGGAGAAAUGUGGUCUGGAGGGUGAUGCCUACACACACACAAUCAUUAUAGAUGGUCUGUGUAGAGCAGGUGAUAUCGAGGGGGCUUAUCGCCAUUUAGACAAAAUGAAAGUUUUAGGUCUUGGCUCGAACCUGGCUGCUUUGAAUUGCAUGAUUGAUAGGUUAUUUAAGGCUGGUCAUAUGGGAGAGGCUAUGAGAUUGUUCGAUUCUAUGGAGACUAAAGAUGAUUUUACCUAUUCCUCAGUUGUGCACAAUCUUUGUAAAGCUGGGAGGUUUCAUAGUGCUUCCAAGAUACUGCUUUCUUGCUUGAGAAGUGGAACAAAAAUACUCAGGUCUGCACAAAAGGCUGUUCUUAGUGGCCUCAAGGAGUCGGGAUAUAGGAGAGACGCCAAAAAGCUCCAGUCAAAGAUUUAUAUGGCUAGAGUGUUGGCACGAUAUUGAUGUGGAAAUUGCACCCUUUCUCAGGCCAGAAAAUUGCGCGACCUAGCUAAAGUGUCACGGUUGCUUCAAGCUUUAAUUUCAAGCAGCUCCAAAUGCGCAGGCAUGCCUCUUUUGUUUCACGGCAUCAAAUAUGAGCUUUUUUCCAUCUAGUCAAGGCUGGACUAAAGACGUUCAAAAUG
Molecule: messenger RNA, 1998 nt
Organism: Rhodamnia argentea
Lineage: Eukaryota; Viridiplantae; Streptophyta; Magnoliopsida; Myrtales; Myrtaceae
Product: putative pentatricopeptide repeat-containing protein At4g17915
Exons: 1
Coding region: 443-1819 (458 amino acids)
Molecular function (GO): protein binding
Source: RefSeq, a predicted model, not a curated record